Molecule: messenger RNA, 1515 nt
Organism: Dracunculus medinensis (Guinea worm)
Lineage: Eukaryota; Metazoa; Nematoda; Chromadorea; Rhabditida; Dracunculidae
Source: the annotation of a GenBank genome assembly
AUGAUAAGUGGAAAUUUGUUCUACAAUCAGCCGUCGACGUCGGCUGUCGAGAGUAAUGUUUGGGUUGAAAUUCGGGAAUUAGAAUUUAAUCGCGCUGAUACUAUGGAACAGUGUUUAGCUGCUCUUGAGGCUAAUUCAUUGCCAACUUUUCCGGAUACAUCAGAUGGAUCACUGUGGUGUAACGCAACAUUUGAUACCGUUCUUUGUUGGCCUGCCACUCCAGCCAAUACAAGCAUUACUGUUCGCUGUCCGCCACUUAAAGGGCUUGACCCAGCCAAGAAUAUAACGAAAUUUUGCCAUAGUUCCGGAAGAUGGAUGGGUAAAGAAGAGGGCGAUUUCUCUCGAAUACAUGGCUGGACAAAUUUCACGAUGUGUUUUACACAAGAAGUUAUUGAUAUGAUGAUGAAGCUUACAAACGGGUCUCUUGUUAUUGCACAAGAAGUAGCCAGAAAUGCAAGAAAACUUGAAUUUGUUGGACUCGGCUUAUCGCUUUUUUCUUUACUUAUUUCUAUUGCUAUUUUUUCAUAUUUCAGGAGGCUUCGGGUUUUUCGAAAUCUUCUACACUUGCAACUAAUGAUUGCUAUUCUAAUGGUUGUGAUUAUUCGACUUAUCUUAUAUAUUGAUUUAAUUUUUACCGAUAGAUUGGGGCCAGCACAUUUGAACCAAAAUGGCAAAACAAUUAAUACUAUGGUAUUUGUUUGCGAGUCGAUGUUCUUUUUACUUGAAUAUUUCAAAACAGUUGCCUUCUGUUGGAUGUUUCUCGAAGGAUUCUAUUUGCACAAUCAACUUGUGUUCACUGUAUUCAAUGCUGAACCACAAUUAAUGCCAUACCUAUUUGUUGGCUACGGUUGCCCACUUGCACAUACAUUUUUUUGGCUUGCUGUCGUACUAUAUAAGAAACGGGGCAAAGUAGAAAGGUGUCUUGGUUCUUAUUAUUUAGAACCAGAAUUUUGGAUACUUGAUGGGCCAAGAAUGCUUGAACUUGUUAUAAAUUUGUUUUUUAUUUGCAAUGUUAUACGGGUUUUAUGGACAAAAGUGCGCGAAACCCACAACACUACCGAGGUCGAUCGAAUGAAAAAAAGUGUUAAAGCAGCGCUUAUGUUGGUUCCUUUGUUAGGAAUUCCAAAUAUAAUGCAAACGAUACCCUUCUCACCCACUCAGUAUAAUAUAAUGUAUUUUGCGAUAUGGACUUACUGUGCUUCAUUCACUUACAUGUACCAAGGGUUUAUGAUAUCCAUAAUAUUUUGUUUCACUAACAAAGAGGUGCAAAGCGUGUUAAAAACAUUUUAUGGACGAUAUAAACUGCAACAUACAAGUUCAAAUAAUUUGCGGCGAGGGAGCAGAGCUUUAGGGAACUUUCGACAAAAAGACGAUCUAACUAAUAGUACGGCAACUAAUGGAAAUUAUUUAGUUGACCGUUAUUGUAAGAAAGGUAAAAAAAAAUCGGAUUGUUCAGCAAAAAAUCUUAUGAAUUCCACAGUACCAUCGGUGAGAAUUUUUAAACACUUACUGUAA